This is a messenger RNA of Ceratosolen solmsi marchali, 2918 nucleotides long. It is a transcript of the gene Cdc27, whose product is annotated as cell division cycle protein 27. NCBI's taxonomy places the organism in Eukaryota, Metazoa, Arthropoda, Insecta, Hymenoptera, Agaonidae. Gene Ontology annotation, biological process: anaphase-promoting complex-dependent catabolic process; protein ubiquitination; cell division. Gene Ontology annotation, molecular function: protein binding. Bases 116 to 2653 code for a protein of 845 amino acids. The record is from RefSeq and is a predicted model, not a curated record. The transcript is spliced from 12 exons. Gene Ontology annotation, cellular component: anaphase-promoting complex; cytoplasm.
GGAGAGCAAAGAUGGAUUCUUGAGAAACUUUUACGAUAAAAACGGCAGUUAUCAAAGUCCGAAAUUCGAAGCUUUCGAGCAUCGCGGAGGUCCUUCUGAAUUAUUUCGUCAACGUAUGCGACCUUGCGAGCGGCUAAAGAUGAUCGUGCAGGAGCCAGUGCAGGCAGCUAUAUGGCACUGCUUAAAUCAUUAUGCUUACCCAGAUGCGAUAUUCCUCGCUGAACGAUUAUUUGCUGAAGUGGACAAUGAAGAAACGUUAUUUCUACUUUCUACUUGCUAUUAUCGCUCCGGUCGCAUCAGACAAGCAGAGGCAUUACUUUCAAAGCGAUCGUUAAAUUCUCCACAGUGUAGAUUUCUUUUGGCAAAGUGUUGUUACGAUUUAGAAAAAUAUGCAGAAGCGGAAGCAGCUAUAGUGGGUGGCUAUUAUAAGCAAUUAAAGAAUUUUGAAGAAAUUGUCAAUCAAUUUGGGGAUCAAGCUUGUUUCUCCCUUCAAAUAAUAGCCAAAAUAUAUUAUCAAAUGACACGGACGGUUAAAGGAAACGAUGCUCACAAGCUGGCUUUAAAGCUAAAUCCUUUUUUAUGGCAUUCUUUCGAAGAAUUGUGUAAUACGGGUGAAAAAAUUGAUGCAAAUAAAAUAUUUCAAUUGGAUAAAUUAGAUAGCUUAUCUACGUGUAUUGGCAGUACACCAAUUUCUUAUUGUGUGCAAGAUUCAGAUCUCAUUGGAUCUAAUAACAAUGCCCCAAAUACUCCAGCACCUAAUAAUUGCAAUAACAUGACCCCUAUGCAAGGAACGAAUGGUUUAACUUCUAAUAUCAGACUUCAUUCGUCAAUUGAAGAAAGUCCACAAAAUUUAUCAAGCCAUUUUAAUACUUGUUCGACCAUGUCCCCUCGUGGAAAACUACCUCGUUAUCGAAGUUUGUUUAGUAAUUCAAUGAGUCCUUUGACACCAAGUUUUGGAAUCUUACCUUUAGACAUAAAUACUCCCGAACCUCCUAUUUUAGCCGUACAUCCAACACUUACGGAAGCAAAUGAUCAAAAAAGCUUAGCUAAGCGAGUUAGCAGUAUAAAUGCCCAUGUUGGGCAAUUAUUGUCAAGGAAAGAAACUCCGUUACAACAGGGCAAAUUAGUAUUUUCACAGUCCGGUAAUACAAGUAAUACGGCAAAUAUUGUUACAGUUACUCCAGCGACACCUGUACCUCCUCAGCCAACGCUUCAAGGUCCUAAUGUAAGGAGAUCAUCGAGACUUUUUAGUCACAGUUACUCAGUAAAAGAAAAUAAUAAAUCUCCGAAUCGAAAUAAAUUUACAACUCCAAAAUCACCAUCUCGUAAAACCAAAACAAGACUGUCAAAAAGUAAUCUUAGUAAAUCUAGUUUCAAUGAUUUGAAUGAAAAAAAUAGAAGCGAAAAGGAAAAAAGCGAAACAAUUACUUCAGAGAAAAUUGUAGCAAAUACCAAUGUUUUAAAUCAAAGUAAUACAAUGUAUGCGAGUCCGAUAACAAUUCAAAAGCACUCUGCAGAAGGUUUGAUGUCCUUGCUAAGGCAGCUCGGUAUGGCAUAUCAAAAUUUAUGUCAGUUUAAUUGUAUCGAAGCAGUUGAAACAUUGACCAUUUUGCCAGGACAUCAUUACAAUACUGGAUGGAUAUUAUCAAUGCUAGCGAAAGCACAUUUUGAAAUGAUCGAUUAUAAAAAAGCAGCAAGUUAUUUCGCACAAGUAAGGACAUUAGAGCCUCAUCGAACAGAGUUAAUGGAAAUUUAUAGUACUGUAUUGUGGCAUUUACACGCAGAAGUACAACUUUCGACUUUAGCUCAAGAUCUUGUAGCUGAAAAUCGAAAUUCCCCAGCUGCGUGGUGUGCAACUGGUAAUUUGUUUUCUGCUCAAACCGAACACGAGACUGCUAUUAAAUUCUUUCAAAGGGCUAUUCAAGUGAAUCCUAGUUUUCCAUAUGCAUAUACGCUUCUUGGUCAUGAAUAUGUAAUUACCGAAGAAUUGGACAAAGCUAUUACAGCUUUUAGAAAUGCUAUUAGACUUGAUCCUAGACAUUAUAAUGCCUGGUUUGGGCUAGGCACUAUUUUUUCAAAACAAGAGCAGUAUAGUUUAGCAGAAUUACAUUUUAAAAGGGCAUUACAAAUAAAUCCUCAUAAUUCCGCGAUAAUGUGCCACAUAGGCGUUGUUCAACAUGCCUUAAAAAAAGUUGAUCAAGCUCUAAAGACAUUAAACAAGGCAAUCGAAGAUGAUCCUGACAAUACGUUGUGCAAGUUUCAUCGUGCGAGUAUUAAUUUCUCUAUUGGUAGAAAUACAGAAGCUCUCAAUGAGUUUGAAGAACUGAAAAAUAUUGUACCCAAAGAGCCACUAGUCUAUUAUUCUAUAGGAAAAAUUCAUAAAAAAUUAGGAAAUACCCACCUUGCAUUGAUGUACUUUAGUUGGGCGACAGAUUUGGAUCCUAAAGGUGUUAAUAGUCAAAUCAAGGAAGCUAUUCUCAGCCCUGGACAAGGCGAAGAUGAAUCUCUUGUAACACAAUCAGAUGAGCCAACGCACAAUAGUUCAACAGAGCAAGAAGGGGAGGCAAGUGGCGAAGCAAGUGCCGAAGGCAGUGGUAUUGCUGGCAAUAUGACAGUCGACGCUCACGCGGAUGAUAGCGAUGACAGUUUAUGAAGCUUCGAACUGUUCAAAACUCUAAAACUGUUGAGUGAUACUAUCAUAUGCGCCAUUUUAAUUUGUGAUGACCCGCCGUACUAGAGUGUGUGAAACGACAAUGAAACAAAAUUUGGACUUAUUAAAUAGAAAUUAUUAGUAUGUUAAUUGAAUAUUGGACGGCAAUUCUACGCGCUUAGUAGAGAUAUUAAAUUACCGUACCAUGCCUUGUUCAAUUGAAAUUAGUGGCACGGAAUUAACAUCCGAUUAAAUAACUUUAUUAUUA